UCGAAGCGAUCUCUCGACGAGCGGGAUACACACACAGUGCUUCGCGGUGCAGCUCUGCUUUGCUUCGGUUCCACGUCCAGCUCGAUGUACCGUUCCUCGUGAGGACGAGUCUUCUCACUGUGACCGGCGUUAACCCUCGCGAAUCGACGCGGCGUUUCUUCGCGGGACCUCGUCGAACGCAAUCAGCAAAAUGAUCACGGCGUUGCCAAUGCCCACGGUGAGGGUCUUCCACAAAACUUAUUACCAAGAAAAAGGAUCCAGGAUAGGGAACAGUCAGCCCGGAAGUCCUCUGGCUGAGAGUGAAGCGGUGUUGGCGUUAGUCGACAAAGAACCUCCAGAAUAUUACUUCUGUGGCAAGGUCAAUUCCUUAUACGUGGUGGUUGGGUCGUUGCUGCUCGGUGCAGUGGUGUUGGUUGUAGGCCUGGUGCAACUUGCACCUGGGGCAGAAGCUGCACAAAACUCGACCGCCCUUAUUGUCGUCGGAUGCAGCUUGCUGGUCGUCGGUGUGUUCCUCGCGCCACUCAGAGCUUUGUGCAUCAAGAAACAAAAGGCUGCUCAGAAGGAUGCAACGCAUCAAAGAAGUGUCACCAGCAUAGACAUGCUCCUGGCCCAACACAGAGACUUCACAGUCCUGACGCCGGACGAACUGGAGGACCUCGUCGGUCGACCGACCUCCGCCCUCGAAAACAAAAUUCGCAAACAGGGACACAAUACCUAGGUAUUGUCGGCCUCGAAGAAGGCCCAUUCAUCGUCACCACCGUGCUCGAACACGCCAUCGUCAUCGACGUCGCCAGGAACUAGUUCAUCCAUACU
Molecule: messenger RNA, 813 nt
Organism: Eufriesea mexicana
Lineage: Eukaryota; Metazoa; Arthropoda; Insecta; Hymenoptera; Apidae
Exons: 4
Coding region: 191-718 (175 amino acids)
Source: RefSeq, a predicted model, not a curated record